Messenger RNA from Anarrhichthys ocellatus (wolf-eel), 1625 nucleotides. RefSeq names its product keratin, type I cytoskeletal 18-like. Gene Ontology annotation, cellular component: keratin filament; cytoskeleton. Gene Ontology annotation, molecular function: structural molecule activity. The record is from RefSeq and is a predicted model, not a curated record. Gene Ontology annotation, biological process: intermediate filament cytoskeleton organization. The transcript has 7 exons. Lineage: Eukaryota; Metazoa; Chordata; Actinopteri; Perciformes; Anarhichadidae. Bases 112 to 1356 code for a protein of 414 amino acids.
AGUAUAAGUUCCCAACUUCCUACUGCCAGUAUCUCUUUCUAAGCCGGCCAGCGGUGAGUCUCCACAUCUCAUUUUCCACUUUAAUCUCUGCAGUGUCUAAACUUCUCCAAAAUGAGCUUCAGAAGAUCUACCGUGCAGUCCCGAUCCACACCUAAGUACAGUUCUGCCAGCAUUUAUGGCGGUGCUGGUGGAAUAGGCUCCCGCAUUUCCUCUGCCUCCGUAUCUUCCCUGCGUUCUGGUGCCCCAAUGACCUCUUCUUCCUCUGCCUACAAGCUGAGCAGUGGAAUGGGUGGUGGUAUGGGCUCAGGUUUUGGAGGAUCCGGUGCAUCCUUUUCGACUGGUGGUGGUGGUGGUGGUGGUGCUGGUGCUGGGAUCAUCGGCAACGAGAGGGGAGCCAUGCAGAACCUGAACGACCGCCUGGCCAACUACCUGGAGACGGUGAGGAACCUGGAACAGUCCAACCAGGAGCUGGAGAUGAGGAUCAUGGAGGCUUUGGAGAAGGGAGGGCCCAACAUGAGAGACUACAGCAAGUAUCAACCCAUCAUAGAUGACCUACGCAAUCAAAUCUUUGAUAAGAUCGGCGAAAAUGCUCGUUUUGUGCUCCAGAUCGACAACGCCCGUCUUGCUGCUGAUGACUUCAAAGUAAAGUUCGACAAUGAGAUGGCAAUCCGCCAGUCUGUGGAGGCCGACAUCGCUGGGUUGAAGAAACUCAUAGAUGACACCAACAUGACCAGGUUGAACAUCGAGAGCGAGAUUGAAGCUGUCAAGGAGGAGCUUGCCUUCCUGAAGAAGAACCACGAGAAUGAGGUGAUGGAGCUGAGGAGUCAGAUCUCCCAGUCAGGCGUGCAAGUGGACGUAGACGCUCCCAAAGGUCAGGACCUGGCCCAGGUCAUGGCGGACGUGAGGGGCAACUAUGAGAAGAGUGCUAUGAAGAACGCGGAAGAUCUCAAACGUUGGCAUGAAAAUCAGAUUGCAGAUGUGCAGGUGGAGGUAUCACAGAACACAGAAGCCCUCCAGGGAGCCCAAAUGGAGAGGAGUGACUCAAGCAGACAGAUACAAACCCUGGAAAUUGAACUUGCAUCCCAACAGAGCUUAAAAGCCUCCUUGGAGGACACAUUACGCAACACAGAGCAGCGAAACAACAAUGAAAUGGAGAGAUACAAUGGAAUUAUUAUGCGUCUGGAGGAGGAGCUGACCAACUUGCGUGCAAACAUCCAGCAUCAGACGCAAGAGUAUGAGCAGCUGCUGAACAUGAAGAUGAAACUGGAGGCCGAGAUUGGCACUUACAAGAAUCUCAUGGAUGGUGGAGACUUCAAGCUCCAGGAUGCACUGGAUGAGCUGGCAGCUGCAAGCUAAUUUGGAACAAAGAAUGUGGAACCAUCCCAACAAUGAAAGCAGAAAAAGCCACAACUAUGCAUUGUGAAAAAAAAAGUACAUGCUGGUCCAAUUAUCUAAAGCCAAGUUUAAACCAAGAACACAUUCUGUGUAAACCAUAAAGAUUUAAGCAGUUCUGAAUAAAGGCAUUUGACCACACCACAGUGAAACAGGCAGGGCUAUUUGAAGAGCAGCCAUUGCUUGACCUGACAGCAAAAUGAAAAAUGAAUAAAACCACUUGUUGACCAGCA